AUGCAUUUCUCUUCUACUGCACUCCUCGCCCUUUGCUCUAUCAGCGUGACCUACGCGGCGCCUUUCGCCAAUCCCGAGAACGAAGACCUCGCUCGCCGCGCAGCCUACUCCGUGGUCAAUGCCGAUGAAGACUCUUCCAGCUCAGUUGCACGUGAAGUCGACACUGUCUUCGAAACCUCCACAGUUACUGCCCCUGGUGCCGCCCCAGUGCCCAUCACUGUGACUGUGACUGCCACACCUUCUAGCGUGGCCCAGUCCUCGACUCCUGCGGCUAGCUCUACUCCGUGCUGGGAGACUCCUAAUGUUCUUCCAACCGCUGGCUCUUCCUCUUUCUUCCGCCGGGGCCUGAGAGCCGCUGGUCAACCUGCUCUUUUUGCUCGCGAGUACUCUAGCUCCUCUUCUGCUUCGCUGUACGCGAGCGGGUAUCCUACUGCCUCUGCCGCUGAGUCUCUCUAUGCUCGUGGCUGGUACUCUUCUGCUGCUACCCCCUCUGCCUCGGCGACUCCCCUCGUGGCUCGCGGCUUCGGUGAUUCGUACUCUUCCGCUUCCGUCUCACCUUCCUCCUCCGUCGCUGCCACUUCCCUCGUCGCCCGUGGCUGGUACUCUUCUGUUGCUACCCCGUCUGCCUCGGCGACUCCCCUCGCGGCUCGUGGCUGGUACUCUUCUUCUGCUACCCCCUCUGCCUCAGCGACUCCCCUUGUGGCUCGCGGCUUUGGUGACAGGUCCUCUUCCGCUUCCCCUUCUUACUCUAGCGUGAACGUCCCGCUCUCACCUACUCCCCUCGUUGCCCGCGACUCGUACCCUUCCCCCUCCGGCACUGCCUCCAGCCCGAGCGUCCUUACUUCAGCUGCUCCUCUGGCUGCCCGCGGCCCCUAUGGCUGGUACUCUUCCGUCCCAGGUGCUACCUCUGUUGCAACACCUUCUGCCUCUCCCGCUCUUGUAGCCCGUGGUGUCCGCAGCUGGGGCUCUUCCAGUGUCUCUUCGCCUGUCUCCAGCACCUUCGUUGCAUCGGCUACUCCUGUGGCCUACUAA
Messenger RNA from Penicillium samsonianum, 1032 nucleotides. RefSeq lists its product as uncharacterized. The coding region runs from base 1 to 1032 and encodes 343 amino acids. The transcript has a single exon. The record is from RefSeq and is a predicted model, not a curated record. NCBI's taxonomy places the organism in Eukaryota, Fungi, Ascomycota, Eurotiomycetes, Eurotiales, Aspergillaceae.